GAUCCCUCUGCCGUGUCAGUCCUCCCCAUUGUCUCCUGAGAGCCUCAAACAAUGGCCCCUAAGAAGAAGGAAGAGCCGAAACCCGCAGCAGCAGCCCCCCCCAAGCCCCCAGAGCCCGAGCGCCCCAAGACCCCGGAGUUUGACCCCACAUCAGUGACGCUGGAAUUCACCCCUGAGCAACUCGAGGACUUCAAAGAUGCUUUUCAGCUGUUUGACAGGACUCCAGCCAACGAGAUGAAGAUCACCUACGGCCAGUGUGGCGAUCUAAUCAGGGCUUUGGGCCAGAAUCCUACCCAGGCAGAGAUCAUGCACGUCCUUGGCAAGCCCAAGGCUGAAGACAUGCAGACCAAGAUGCUUGACUUUGACCAGUUUCUGCCCAUACACCAACACAUUUGCAAGGCCAAGGACCGUGGAACAUUCGAGGACUUUGUGGAGGGUCUAAGGGUCUUUGACAAGGAGGGAAAUGGCACAGUCAUGGGAGCUGAGCUCAGGCACGUUCUGGCAACACUGGGUGAGAAGUUGCGGGAGGACGAGGUGGAGCAGCUAAUGCAAAACCAAGAGGAUGCUAACGGCUGCAUAAAUUAUGAAGCUUUUGUGAAACACAUUAUGGCAUCGUAAAAAGGAUACCUCUUUGUCACUCUGGUGCUACGUCUCUCUGCAUCAAUCAAUAUGAGUCAGAAAUGAGUUGACCCUGAAUUAUUGACCACACAAGAUCUUUAUGUUUGUGUCAAUCCCAUCCUGUACAUUUCUCAUUUCCAUGCGUCUCAGAGGGAUUUGUAUCUCAUCAGUAUUUCACCUUGUUUUUCUAAGACCGCAUGUGUGAAUGCUGUGCACACGUUGCACGAUACCCCUGUUAAUACUGUAAAUCAGGGUAAAUAAAUAAAUUCAUUUUGGUGGUGUUCUCUUUUGCA
This is a messenger RNA of Chelmon rostratus (copperband butterflyfish), 911 nucleotides long. It is a transcript of the gene myl13, whose product is annotated as myosin, light chain 13. Gene Ontology annotation, molecular function: calcium ion binding. Gene Ontology annotation, cellular component: myosin II complex. The transcript has 5 exons. The coding region runs from base 52 to 618 and encodes 188 amino acids. Lineage: Eukaryota; Metazoa; Chordata; Actinopteri; Chaetodontiformes; Chaetodontidae. The record is from RefSeq and is a predicted model, not a curated record.